AACUGGAGGCGACGGGCUUCAUCUGGUUUUGGUCCAGUUUUCACCGACAGUAGAGUCGUCAGACGCCGUCGGGUACUUUUUACUUUUUACAGAAAGGAUAAAGAAAAUAAAAGAUGAGUCUGUGGGACUGAGUUCAUCAGCGGCUGCAGCAGAAAGGCUUUUAUUGUGAAAUUUCAUUUCCAACAUGAAAGCCCUGCAGAUGUAAACGAUGGGGGACUGGAACUUCCUUGGAGGGAUCUUGGAGGAGGUUCACAUCCACUCCACCAUGGUCGGCAAGAUCUGGCUGACCAUCCUCUUCAUCUUCCGGAUGCUGGUGCUGGGCGUCGCCGCGGAGGACGUGUGGAACGAUGAGCAGACGGACUUCAUCUGCAACACGGAUCAGCCCGGCUGCCGAAACGUCUGCUACGACCAGGCCUUCCCCAUUUCCCUCAUCAGGUACUGGGUGCUGCAGGUCAUCUUCGUGUCCUCGCCCUCCCUGGUGUACAUGGGCCACGCCAUCUACCAGCUCCGGGCCCUGGAGAAGGAGCGCCACUGCAAGAAGGUGGCUCUGCGUCGGGAGCUGGAGGCGGUGGACGUGGAUCUGGCCGAGGCGAGGAGGAGGAUCGAGAAGGAGAUGAGGCAGCUGGAGCAGGGGAAGCUGAACAAGGCCCCGCUCAGAGGAUCUCUGUUGUGCACCUACGUGGCCCACAUAGUCACCCGCUCUGUGGUGGAGGUCAGCUUCAUGACGGGUCAGUACAUCCUGUAUGGACACCGGCUGAGCCCGCUCUACAAGUGUGAAAGGGAACCGUGCCCAAACGUGGUGGACUGCUUUGUGUCCAGGCCCACAGAGAAGUCCGUGUUCAUGAUGUUCAUGCAAGGCAUCGCCUGCAUCUCCCUCUUUCUCAGCCUCCUGGAGAUCAUGCACCUGGGCUACAAGAAGCUCAAGAAGGGCCUCCUGGACUACUACCCACACCUGAAGGACGACCUCGAUGACUACUACGUCAACAAGUCCAAGAAGAACUCUGUCGUUCAUCAGGUUUGCACUGGAACCUCGGUGGGACGCAAGACCACCAUCCCCACAGCACCCAGUGGAUACAUGUUGCUGCUGGAUAAGCAGGGCAACGGACCCAACUUCCCUCUCCUCAAUGCCUCCUCGGCCUUCAUCCCAAUACAAGGAGACCCUGGUGCAAAGUCAGACAGCCACAAGGACGGCAAGGAGGGAGUGCCGAGCCCCACGGAGCAGAACAGCAACUCCAACAACACCAGCAGUGAGACGCGUUCACCUCCUGCGGACAAACAGGAGGAACCGGAGGAACCAUCUCCACAUCGUGACGACCUGGAGUGUGCACGCUCCGAGUAUCCCACCCUCCCUGUAGCAGACGCCUCCUCCUGCCCUACACUGUCAGGGAUUGCGAGGAAGACUCGGAGGGUCAGUCCGCCGUGGAACUGCUCCACGGUGGUGGAGGGGAACGGCUCGGACAGCGGCGACUCCUACCACGGCCACGGCAGCAGCAUGAAGCUGCGCGGCAGCCACGUGGGCCCCCGAGCCAGGAUGCUCUCCAAGGCGGACGUUAAGAGAACGAGCAGGUCUCAGAGUCCGGACUCUGCAGGGGAGCUGAGCUCGGUGUCCCGGCACAGCCGCGAGAGCAACAGCCCCACGGCCUCCCCCACAAACCGCAGGGUGUCGGUGGCGAGCAGUGCCAGCAGCAGGCGAGCUCCGACUGACCUGCAGAUAUAAACGGACCUACAGCUGUGGAUCGUGGCCUGUAUAUAAAGAUGGACGCCAUGACAGUUUCUUCCAAAGUGAAGCCAAAACACAUUGAUGGCCCCCUGGUGGCUGGCUUAGUUUAAUUUUUCUAAAGAUAGUUUCAGGUAUUCUACGUAGAUCUUACUAAGUGUUUUUUACAUGAAGUUUGUUUUUAAUUCGUUAUUUGAUGCGAUAAAACAUCAUGAUUGACAGCUGACACUGGCUCCUGAUUGGUCGAGAAUGCGUAUUGGCAGGACCUCGAUACCGCGGCUCCACACCCUGAUCUCUACUCCGCAGGUUCCAGCUUCACAAUAAGUCAAACGUGCAAGAGGGCGGCUCCCUUAUCUAGGAUAUUUUUUGGAAAUGAAGACGUGUCGUCCAUCUUGAUUUACAGUCUCUGCUUUGGAUGCAACAGAAACUCAAAGAUGUGUUCGGGUGUCAGAUCAGAUUGUGUCACUGAAAACAAAGAGGAGCAAACUGGAAAAGGUUCCCAGGCCACAGUGCACCGAUUUGUUUAUUUUCACAUUAUGCAGAGCGGGUACGUGCAUCAGACAGAUUUUAAUGAUCUGGUUGGAUGGAACAUCAGUGGGAUGGAAAACUGAACCACAGAUCUAUAAAGUUGUUUCAGGCCACAACACAGUUAUGCAACCGGAUACUUUUAAAUCAGUGACACUGAAUUAAUCCAGCGUCUGUUCCAACAUAUUUGACAGUGAUCCAGCUAAAAGUACACAAUGGAAAACCUCUCUCCUGCUCAAUAGUGUGAACUAAAUAAAGCUUCUUAAAUGUGCUGUCAUCCAUCAGACCUCUAAUUCUUAUCGGGCACAUGAGCAGCGACCUGUAAAUUAUUGCUUUUUCU
Molecule: messenger RNA, 2582 nt
Organism: Platichthys flesus (European flounder)
Lineage: Eukaryota; Metazoa; Chordata; Actinopteri; Pleuronectiformes; Pleuronectidae
Product: gap junction alpha-9 protein-like
Exons: 2
Coding region: 209-1717 (502 amino acids)
Biological process (GO): cell communication
Cellular component (GO): connexin complex
Source: RefSeq, a predicted model, not a curated record